Molecule: messenger RNA, 886 nt
Organism: Salarias fasciatus (jewelled blenny)
Lineage: Eukaryota; Metazoa; Chordata; Actinopteri; Blenniiformes; Blenniidae
Product: beta-2-microglobulin-like
Exons: 4
Coding region: 98-448 (116 amino acids)
Source: RefSeq, a predicted model, not a curated record
GCCAGUGGAGGUGAAGUGGGGAUUUCAGGGUGAUUCUUCAGAGCUGGUGAACACAUUAAAGCAGGAGGUGUUGAAGAAAAGAGCCAGACUGACCACGAUGAAGGUCCUGCUGUGGAUUUCCGCUCUGGCAGCUCUUUACUGCGCAGUGGACUCCAAAUACUCGCCACCUAAGGUCCAGGUGUACAGCCGUAACCCUGGAGAGUUUGGAAAGCAGAACACCUUCAUCUGCCACGUGAGCAACUUCCACCCUCCAGACAUCUCCAUCGAGCUGCUGAUGGACGGCGCGGAGCUUCCCAACUCCCAGCAGACGGACCUGUCCUUCAAGCAGGACUGGCACUUCCAUCUGACCAAGAGCGCCGCCUUCACCCCCGAGGACGGACGGAAGACCCUGUGCAGGGUGACCCAUGGCUCCAAGGUCACGGACUUCGCCUGGGAACCAAACAUGUAGCUUCUGGAGCUCUUCUGCGAUCCCAGAUGUCUCACAUUCAGCAGCCAGCAGCAGUCAUUCUCCUCCAGUAAUCCGUCAUGCAGCCCCCUGAAUCAGCAGCCUCUCCAGGCUUCCUCUUCUCUCGUCAGUCUAACAGCAGCCCAGCUGGUGUGAAGGACUGAGUGCUGUGGUCGUCCUCUGUCUGUCCUCUGGGAGCGCUUCCUGCCUGCUUCUUUCAGCCGCUCCGUCCUGAGUGUCUUCCGAGCUGAAAUCACUGAAGGCUUUUGUUUGGAUUCAAGGUUCCAGUGUGUUUUCUUGAUCUUCUGUCGUUGUUUUAACUCUUUUGAUUAGAGUCCUGAGGUAAUUCCUUUUAUUCAGAUGAUUUUUUGACCAGGUAAACUGUCUUGUACAGAGUAAUUAUUUAAAACGGGGUAUUGAAUAAAUACUCUGAAAAAUGUC